This is a messenger RNA of Stylophora pistillata, 1995 nucleotides long. RefSeq lists its product as uncharacterized. Gene Ontology annotation, biological process: potassium ion transport; detection of calcium ion. Gene Ontology annotation, molecular function: calcium-activated potassium channel activity; potassium channel regulator activity. Gene Ontology annotation, cellular component: membrane; voltage-gated potassium channel complex. NCBI's taxonomy places the organism in Eukaryota, Metazoa, Cnidaria, Anthozoa, Scleractinia, Pocilloporidae. The record is from RefSeq and is a predicted model, not a curated record.
AACGUCUCGCUCAAUAGGUAUGAUAAAGAUCACUCAUAAAUGAAUAGGAAAUUUACCGCAUUUUUACAGUCGAUUGGAGUGGGGUAAACGGUGAAAAGAAGACUGCGCGUCCAGGGAUAAUUAAACGUGUUUAUGGCGAGUUUUGUGCGACCAGAUGAAGCGCCAAAGCCUCAAUUGCGUUUAUCAAAAUGGGAGAAAGCUGAUAUUAGAACUGAACGACGUUCUCGAGCGAGUAAACAUGAACUUAUGCGGGAGAAUAUUGCCGACAAACUGCGAUGUCCACUUUGCUUCUGCCUUCCUUGUGUGGUUAUCGUCUUUAUCUUACUCAUACUAAUCGGAAUCUACGUUGUGCGGCCGUAUGUUCAAGGCAGAGGAUUAGUUUCCACCGAAUGCCUGGUAACUCGCGUGGAGUCUUUACAAGAGGGUUCCUGCAGUCACCGAACAGACAAAUUCGGCCCAUGCGUCAAAAUUUUCGUAGCGUACGAUGUUGACCAAACAGCAAAGUUUGAAGCGGUUCUCAUGGAAAACGAGCAAGCUUUGGCUUUCUGCGAGAAGUGUUCUCUUACGUUUGGUAACAGCGACCUGUUCGGAAGAUACAGCUCGUGUGCUUGGGACUCAGAUUUAACCAUGGAGGAAUGUGAUCAAACAUAUAUGGAAUUAUAUGGAACGGUUAACAAUACAUUUUCGUGUUUUUAUGAUCCUGAACGUUCAGAAGACGUAGCGCGGAUACUCAAGAUUUCAACCGGUGAAGCAGUGUGCUUGGUUCUCUUGCCUCUUUUGUUUUUGCUGCUAUGGCUUUUGGCUGUUGCCUUCCUCGUUUAUGACAAUCAUCUCCGAAGUGUCGUUGAUGAGCAGAUCAUAGAGGAGAACGCAAAAGCUAACAAAUAUCCUAACAGGGUUGGGGUACGUAAUGGAGGAACGCUACCGCUGGGAAAGCAAAAUGGUGGUUUCGACCUGGAUACAUCAACAAUUGGAAGCGUAGAGUCCACUGCCGUUAGCGUCAACGCAACACCACACACGCGCAGGAGGAGAAAGAAGAAAAUGCCAUGUGCAAGACAACAUUAUCAAUUCGACUACCUCGAUGAGGGGAUUUUAUUAGAAGAUAAGCCGCUGUCGUAUACAAGCGACAACCCCUAUAGUUACACCUUCGUGACUGUGGACACUUCGCCUGUGUGUAUUUGCCAUCACAACGGACUUCUGGAGACAGGGUUUGAUCGUUUGCCUCAAAGAGAUUUUUACACAAGUUUCACACCAGCGUUUGGUCCACCAAACCGAAGCUAUACUUCUCAUUACUCUGGUCGACCAAGCUGGAGUUUACCAGAGUCUUUCGUAUGAUCACACACCCACGUUUACUCGUGAAGUUUUGAUUGUUGUCCUUGUUUGCUAGACUAAGGGUAGUCUCCAUUUCCUCGCAUGAUCUAUCGUGCGAUUAAUUAACACCUGGAGGAACAAAAAUAAUAUAUUUUGGCAGGGUGGAACAUAAGGAAGCUGUUCGCGUUUACCGACAAGCAGCGACCGAAUGUAACUUUCGUGAUCGAUCAAGGAUGAUAAGUUUCCAGAGUGUUUCAAGUCCAAUCUUCCUGGCGCUCUUUAAUGUGUCUCUUUCCCGCGCUCUUCUCUUUUCACCGUCCACGCGACUUUGGAAUUGUGUUAAAAUCAUUUCCACCGAUUUCUAUUGAUCCACAGAGUGCGCCUGGAAAUAAGUUCUGCUCAUUGUCCAGUCGUUUGCGUGUUGCAGUUCUCCAAUGUUACGAGCAAAACGAGGCGCAUUCCUGAACGCAACUGGGUCAGCGGAAACUGCCUUGAUUCCGACCCCUAAGACCCAGUUGUCAGUAUUGUUUACGAGCUAUAGGUGGUAUGUUACAGGUAGCUCACGCAACGUGACAAAAGAAGAGAAAGUCGAACUCGGAUAUGGCCUUACUGAACGAAAUUUUCCUUCGAUAUUUUUAAGGAGAUAUUUGGGAAUAACGAUACCAAUAAAAAAGCUUGAUUUAA